AUGGACACGCGACUAAAGUAUAAGGAGCAUAUUACGAGGGCAGCAUCUAAGGGCCUGGAGGCCGCGAUGGAGCUACGACGGCUCCAAGGCCUCUCCCCAGCGACCGCACGACAGCUCUUCACAGCGACCGUGGCUCCGGUGGUGGACUAUGCCUCUAAUGUUUGGAUGCACGCAUUCAAGAAUAAGAACAUCGGACCGAUCAACCGAGUGCAAAGGGUAGGAGCACAAGCAAUUAUGGGGACAUUCCUCACAGUUGCGACUAGCGUAGCGGAGGCCGAGGCCCACAUUGCUACGGCACAACACCGAUUCUGGAGACGAGCCGUGAAGACGUGGGCAGACCUCCACACACUACCAGAAACCAACCCUCUUCGCAGAAACACAGAUCGAAUCCGGAAGUUCAGGAGAUACCACCGCUCGCCACUAUAUCAAGUAGCGGACGCGCUUAAGAAUAUCGAUAUGGAAUCACUGGAAACCAUCAACCCGUUUACACUGGCACCAUAG
This is a messenger RNA of Penicillium cinerascens, 501 nucleotides long. RefSeq lists its product as uncharacterized. The transcript has a single exon. Lineage: Eukaryota; Fungi; Ascomycota; Eurotiomycetes; Eurotiales; Aspergillaceae. The record is from RefSeq and is a predicted model, not a curated record. The coding region runs from base 1 to 501 and encodes 166 amino acids.